UAAACCCCAGUGCGCCUUUUUUAUAGGUACAAUGAUCAUACACAGUACUGAUUCAUAUAUAUUUCUGUAUUUCAGUGUUUGAUGCUAAUGACUCGAUGAGUUCAUUAUGUGUCGGAAUAUUGUUUUAUAUUGUUAAUGCAAAAUGUCCAGAUCUGGAGCUAGUUCAUCAUAUAUGUGCCGCUGUUCACAGCCCAAAACUGUUUUUUCAAGACGCCAUGCAACCAAUGACCAAAACUUCGAUAUUUACAUCUUAGAGGAUGCUGGCGUUGACUUUAGUGACAAUGGUUCUGAUGAAGAGAACGACGAAAGUAAAAACAUCAUUGAUAAAAAUAAUCAUGCUGUUUCAAAUUUCUCUGGCCAAAAUGGUACUACUCACAAAUUACUCAAAGCUACCAACAAUUUUGGUAAAAAUAAAAAUGGAUUUGGUGAUUCUGGUGACGAUGCUCAAUUGGAUAACCAAAGUAGUGCUGCUUCAGCUCUUGUACCAUAUGGCAAUGAGGAAGAUCAAACAACUACGAGCUCUGCAAGCAAACGUGAGUCUUUUCCUGACACUGACCAUGAUGAAGUUGAAACAUCUCGUGGCUUGAAAGACAGACCCGAUGUAGCUUUGGCCAGAAGAUCUGUAGAUCCCCCUAGAAACAAAAGUGAAGUAAAAAAGCAUGAACAUAAUUUCUUAAUCAAAAAUACACAAAACGACAAAUCUGAAGAAACCGUUACAUUUAACUGGUAUAAUAUUUUAACGGGUGUGAUAUCCAUCACUAUAUUUUGUUUUGAUAUAGGAACAGAUAUAAAUUUAGCAGCAAGAUACUUUAGGGAGGGGUUAUGGAAUUACGGGGCCGCGACAACAGCUUUAAUUGUGAUUCCUUCCUUGAUUAUAUGUUUCCUUGGGCUCCACUGGUAUCUGAUUGAUUACAAGAAAGAACAAAAAUUUAAAAAGGAGAAUAGAAAGGCGUAUACUGUACCAGGAUAUGUGUGGUUUCUGCGUAUUCUUUUUACGUUGCUGAUGUGUGGACCGAUUGUCAGAAAUGUUGAGUAUCUGUACUAUGGUUAUAACAGUCAAAAUAAAAAGUUAUCUACCAGAGAGCGUAAAAGAUUCCAGAGAUUGAUGAUGUAUGAGGAUGUUGAUAGCUGCCUGCUUGGGCUAUUUGAAAGCUUCUUGGAAUCAGCACCCCAGUUAAUUUUGCAACUGUAUAUUGCUAAUGAACUCAUACAACAAGGUGAUAUUGUUGGAUCAUCAGGUCGAGCUAUAGUCCUGCUGUCUUCAUGGGGAAGCUUGGCUGUAUCACACACAUCAUAUCAGAGGUCUCUACGAAGCUCAAAUGAUGAAAAAGCUAAGAUGAGCAUCAUCAGUCUCCCUUUUUAUUUCAUAUGGAGAGCCAGCGAGAUUGGAGGUCGUGUGCUGUGUAUCGCCAUGUUCGCCUCAGCUUUUGACCUUUGGGUGUUUGGACCACUAAUUUUUCACUGGGUUUUGAUGUCCAGCUGGCUGGUUGUACAGAAUACGACAUUCUACAAAAAUGUCUGUCUGGAAAAAGUCUUCAAUAUCAUCUGCGGCUACGUCAUGGUCUUCUGUUUUCUCAACCUACGAGAUGGCCAGACAAGAUUCCGUGUCAUUUUGUUUUAUUUUAGUGUCUAUGUUGAGAACUUUCUUAUGCUGGCUCUAUGGUUUAAAUUCACCAAAGACGUAGGUGGUUGGCUUCAUCAAUGGGGCCUGAUCGUAGUUCUGAUCCUGUUCGUGUUUCAUGUUGUCUUUCAGUUGUUGUAUUACUGGUUUUUUCACCCCACAAAAAACAUCAAGAUGUGUUUGCCUUGUGACCGGUUUGUUCUCUACAGCUCCAUCUGUCAUGAUCUCCAGCCACAUGACGACAAAUCUGCUGAAGUUAACCAUACUGUUGCAGAGAUAAUUGUUGAUGAACCAAAGCCAGCUAAUGUAAAAAAUCAGGAUCUUGUGUCCCAAGUAUAAUGUUAAUUAACUUUGUUUAAUUAGACCAACUAUUAAAGCGGUUAGAUAGCUUUUUUAGCUCAUGACUUGU
Physella acuta is the source of this 2030-nucleotide messenger RNA. Its product is annotated as XK-related protein 6. Gene Ontology annotation, biological process: engulfment of apoptotic cell; apoptotic process involved in development; phosphatidylserine exposure on apoptotic cell surface. NCBI's taxonomy places the organism in Eukaryota, Metazoa, Mollusca, Gastropoda, Physidae. The record is from RefSeq and is a predicted model, not a curated record. Gene Ontology annotation, cellular component: plasma membrane.